GUUGCGACUGCAGGUGAGUUCCGGGCCGCCGCCGGCUGUUUCGGGGGGCCGGGCCUCUCCGAGCAGGGGCUACCCCAGCCUGGCUCCCGGCCGGCUGGGGCCUGGCCCUGCCAGGUGCGCAGAACGCCGCUGCCAGGUUCCCUGCCAGAGGCCUGCACUCACCCCAGCCGGCGCAGCACCCCACCACUGUCGGCUGUCCACGGAGAAUGCAGAUGUCAACUGCUUCCUGGGGGUGGCACUCUACACAGAGGUAGGCCCACAGCCUGCCCGUCUGAAGCACGGACCGAGGAGGAAAGUCUUUUAGGUGAGCCCAGGCCAGAAUGGGGGACUCCAAGGACCUUUGCCCUCACCUUGACUCCAUAGGGGAGGUGACCAAGGAGGACUUGCUGUUCAAAUCUAAGGGAGUCUGUCAGUCGUGUGGUGUUACUGGACCCAACCUGUGGGCCUGUCUCCAGGUCUCCUGCCCCUAUGUUGGCUGCGGAGAAUCCUUCGCUGACCACAGCACCAUUCAUGCUCAGGCGAAAAAGCAUAACCUGACAGUGAACCUGACCACAUUCCGGGUGUGGUGUUACGCCUGUGAGAAGGAGGUGUUCCUGGAGCGGAGGCUGGCAGCGCACCCAGCAGGCCCCUCACCCAGGGUCUCGGAGCAGGACUCUCCACUGCCCUCCCACCCUCUGAAAGCUGUCCCUAUUGCCGUGGCCGACGAAGGAGAGUCUGAGUCAGAGGAUGAUGACCUGAAGCCUCGAGGCCUCACGGGCAUGAAGAACCUCGGGAACUCCUGCUACAUGAACGCUGCCCUGCAGGCCCUGUCCAACUGCCCUCCACUGACCCAGUUCUUCUUGGAGUGCGGAGGCCUGGUGCGCACAGACAAGAAGCCAGCCCUGUGCAAAAGUUACCAGAAGCUGGUCUCUGAGGUCUGGCACAGGAGACGCCCAAGCUACGUGGUUCCCACCAGCCUGUCUCACGGGAUCAAGUUGGUCAACCCGAUGUUCCGAGGCUAUGCCCAGCAGGACACCCAGGAGUUCCUGCGCUGCCUGAUGGACCAGCUCCACGAGGAGCUCAAGGAGCCCGUGGUGGCAGCCGCGGCGGCGCUGGCAGAGGCACGGGACUCGGACUCCAGCGACACGGACGAGAAGCGGGAGGGUGACCCGAGCCCGUCAGAGGACGAGUUCCUGUCCUGUGACUCGAGCAGUGACCGGGGUGAGGGCGACGGGCAGGGCCGUGGCGGGGGAGGCUCGCAGGCCGAGGCGGAGCUGCUGAUCCCCGACGAGGCGGGCCGCGCCAUCUCCGAGAAGGAGCGCAUGAAGGACCGCAAGUUCUCCUGGGGCCAGCAGCGCACCAGCUCCGAGCAGGUGGACGAGGACGCCGAUGUGGACACGGCCAUGGCCACCCUUGACGACCAGCCCGCGGAGGCUCAGCCACCAUCGCCGGGGUCCUCCAGCCCCUGCCGGACCCCAGCCGCGGUCCCCUCUCUGCCCCCAGAGCCAGACAACGAGGCCCACAUGCGCAGCGCCUCCCGCCCCUGCAGCCCUGUGCACCACCAUGAGGGCCACGCCAAGCUGGCCGGCAGCCCGCCCCGGGCGAGCCCCGUGAGGAUGGGGCCAUCGUACGUGUUCAAGAAAGCCCAGGUGCCGAGUGCCGGCAGUCGCAGACGGAGGGAGCAGCGGCACCGCAGCGUCAUCUCCGACAUCUUCGAUGGCUCUGUCCUCAGCCUCGUGCAGUGUCUCACCUGUGACCGGGUGUCCACCACAGUGGAGACGUUCCAGGACCUGUCACUGCCCAUUCCUGGCAAGGAGGACCUGGCCAAGCUGCACUCGGCCAUCUACCAGAACGUGCCGGCCAAGCCGGGUGCCUGCGGGGGCAGCUAUGCCACCCAGGGCUGGCUCGCCUUCAUCAUGGAGUAUAUCCGGAGGUUUGUGGUAUCCUGUACCCCCAGCUGGUUUUGGGGGCCGGUCGUCACCCUGGAAGACUGCCUUGCUGCUUUCUUUGCUGCUGAUGAGCUGAAAGGUGACAACAUGUACAGCUGUGAAAGGUGUAAAAAGCUGCGGAACGGGGUGAAGUACUGUAAGGUCUUGCGACUGCCCGAGAUCCUGUGCAUCCACCUGAAGCGCUUUCGGCACGAGGUCAUGUACUCGUUCAAAAUCAGCAGCCACGUCUCCUUCCCCCUCGAGGGACUUGACCUGCGUCCAUUCCUUGCCAAGGAGUGCACGUCCCAGAUCACCACCUACGACCUGCUCUCGGUCAUCUGCCACCACGGCACGGCAGGCAGUGGCCACUACAUCGCCUACUGCCAAAACGUGAUCAACGGGCAGUGGUACGAGUUCGACGACCAGUAUGUCACCGAGGUCCACGAGACGGUGGUGCAGAACGCCGAGGCCUACGUGCUCUUCUACCGGAAGAGCAGUGAGGAGGCUGUGCGGGAACGGCAGCAAGUGGUAUCCCUGGCUGCCAUGCGGGAGCCCAGCCUGCUGCGGUUCUACGUGUCUCGAGAAUGGCUCAACAAGUUCAACACGUUCGCCGAGCCGGGGCCCAUCACCAACCAUACCUUCCUCUGCUCCCACGGAGGCAUCCCACCCCACAAAUACCACUACAUCGACGACCUGGUGGUGAUCCUGCCCCAGAACGUGUGGGAACACCUGUACAACAGGUUUGGGGGCGGCCCCGCUGUGAACCAUCUGUACGUGUGCUGCAUCUGCCAGGUGGAGAUCGAGGCGCUGGCCAAGCGGAGGCGGAUCGAGAUCGACACCUUCAUUAAGCUGAACAAAGCCUUCCAGGCGGAGGAGUCCCCUGGUGUCAUCUACUGCAUCAGCAUGCAGUGGUUUCGGGAGUGGGAGGCCUUUGUCAAGGGCAAGGACAAUGAGCCCCCUGGGCCCAUUGACAACAGCAGGAUUGCUCAGGUCAAAGGAAGCGGCCACAUCCAACUGAAGCAGGGAGCUGACUACGGGCAGAUUUCAGAGGAGACCUGGGUCUACCUGAACAACCUGUAUGGUGGCGGCCCCGAGAUCGCCAUCCGACAGAGUGUGGCCCAGCUCCAGGACCCAGAGAGCCUGCAUGGGGAGCAGAAGAUCGAAGCCGAGACCCGGGCCGUGUGACUUGGUGGGCCAGUCUUCUCUCGAAGCAGAUGUGGCUGGAAUUCCGGCAGAGCCCCGGCAGCUGGUGCGGCACGUAGCUCACUCUGCAGUCCUUCUACCCGGUUCCUUCCCCACCGAGGCAGCAUGUGAUCGAAGAACAAGCCGCUCUGGAGUCCCUUGACAUUUGCUACAGUCUUUUGGUGAAAGUUCCUGCUGCAGCCAGCGGGCGACCCCAUGGUGGGGCUGGGUGGCCACACGUCGUCACCCUGCUGGUGGCAGGUUCUGCACCAGGUUGUCAACUCGCCGCCCCAUCGGCGCGGCCUCGUCGGUGUUCAGAAUGUCCUAAUAAAUACAUACGCGUUCCCCACA
Zalophus californianus (California sea lion) is the source of this 3440-nucleotide messenger RNA. RefSeq names its product ubiquitin specific peptidase 20 (gene USP20). Gene Ontology annotation, biological process: protein deubiquitination. The coding region runs from base 321 to 3092 and encodes 923 amino acids. The transcript has 26 exons. The record is from RefSeq and is a predicted model, not a curated record. Lineage: Eukaryota; Metazoa; Chordata; Mammalia; Carnivora; Otariidae. Gene Ontology annotation, molecular function: cysteine-type deubiquitinase activity; zinc ion binding.